This is a messenger RNA of Orbilia oligospora ATCC 24927, 906 nucleotides long. RefSeq lists its product as uncharacterized. NCBI's taxonomy places the organism in Eukaryota, Fungi, Ascomycota, Orbiliomycetes, Orbiliales, Orbiliaceae. The coding region runs from base 1 to 906 and encodes 301 amino acids. The record is from RefSeq and is a predicted model, not a curated record. The transcript has 2 exons.
AUGCCGAAUACCCCUACCCCCACCCAAGAACGUUUACAAAACAGCCACCCACGACAACCACCAAAACAUCCCAAUCCCCCAAUCCCACGACCUCCAAUCCCCAAAAUCGCCCUACGCAUCCCCCCUCCAGACCCCAUAAUCCGUCCUCACCAUUCAAUACUAAAUAAAAAACACAAUAAACACACAAACGAACCCCCCCAACAAAUACCACUACAAUUCCAAGACUUCACUCUCACAUUCUUCCAAAUAGGAAAAAAUAAAUCUCCCAUACGCAUCACCAUCACCAAAAUCCUCAAAAUGGUACCAGUAGAAGGAAGAGCAGUUUGGGAAUGUAUUCUUCCAGACGGAGAUGUCGCCGUGAUUAAAUACUGGGCUAAGACAUAUCUUAAAGCCUUUGAAGCAUUCAAAAAAACACUCUACACCUACUACCUCUUCCCCACCGGUGCCCCCUUCCUCCCUUCCCUCCACAACUACGGCGAAAUAACCCACCCAAUCCCCCCCGGAUACGCAAUAAUCCUCGAAAAACGUCCAGGAAAACUACUAUCCCUUCGAAACCCCCACUCUAAAUCCUCACUCCUAAACAUAGAAAGGCAUUUAAAACUUUUUUUUGGAAUGUUAAAGGAUAAAGGGUUUAAACACACGAUGGUGUAUUAUGAUAAUCUACUUUGGGAUGAAAAGAGUGAUAUGGUGACUGUGAUGGGGUGGACUGGGUUGGAUAGGUUGUGGAAGGGGGAGGAGGUUGAUAAAAAGGGGGUUGAGAGGGGGUAUGAUAAGGAAUUGUUUUUGAAGAUGUGGACUGGGAAGAUGAUGUUUGUGGAGAAACCGGUGGAUGUGAUGGGUACGGGGUUUGUGGGGGUUGUUGUUAAGGAGGAUGGGAAGAAGAAGAAGAUGUGGUUACCGAGGUAG